AUGUGGACAACCACCUCCGGUACGUCGGGGCGUCUGCUCCGCGCGUCCAUCACCUUCACGGCUGUCAUGGGCUUUUCGCUGUUCGGAUACAACCAGGGCAUGAUGUCGGGUCUUAUUGCCGGCGACGAAUUCACGAAAACCUUCGGUACUCUGGCCAUGCCCGAUAACCCGGACGAUGCGACGUACCGGCAUAUCAACGUCAUCCGUGGCGCCGUCACGGCCUGCUAUGAGAUCGGCUGCUUCUUCGGCGCGCUGUUCUCUAUGUUCUUUGGUGAGAAGAUCGGCCGCACCCGGAUCAUCUUUUCUGGCGCGCUGGUCCUGAUCAUCGGCGCGGUGAUCUCGACGGCGGCCUUUGGUCCCCAAUGGGGUCUCGGGCAGUUCGUCGUGGGCCGUGUGAUUUCGGGUCUUGGAAACGGCAUGAACACGGCGACCAUCCCCGUCUGGCAGUCGGAGUGCUCCAGCGCGCAUAACCGCGGGCUGCUGGUGUGCUUUGAAGGCGCGAUGAUUGCCGUGGGCACCUUCAUUGCCUACUGGGUCGUGUUUGGUCUCUCCUAUGUCCCGGAGACCGUCCAGUGGCGGUUCCCGGUGGCGCUGCAGGUGUUCUUCGCGUUGAUCGUGGCAGCCGGCGCGAUGAUGUUCCCGGAAUCGCCGCGGUGGUUCGUGAUGCGAGGAUAUCACAAGGAGGCCUGCGAAGUGAUCGCUAAGCUGAAGAACUCUACCCCCGACUCCGACGAAGUCCUCACCGAGUUCAACUUCAUGAAAGCCGACGUUGAAAUGACCUCGGCCUCGCAGGCAAGCUGGAAGACUGUCUUCACAUUUGGAAAGACUCAGGAGUUCCAGCGUCUCCUCGUGGGCUGUUCCGGUCAGUUCUUCCAGCAGUUUACUGGCUGCAACGCGGCCAUCUACUAUUCGACGCUGCUAUUCGAGGAGAACCUCAACCUCGAACACCGGCUGGCGUUGAUCAUGGGCGGCGUGUUCGCGACGGUCUAUGCGCUUGCGACGAUUCCCUCCUUCUUUAUGGUUGAACGGGUUGGCCGCCGCAAGCUCUACCUGAUCGGCUUCCUCGGACAGGGCCUCAGCUUCGUGAUUACGUUUGCCUGCUUGAUCAAGCCCACCACGGAGAACUCCAAGGGCGCGAUUGUCGGCAUCUUCCUCUUCAUCACCUUCUUCGCCUUCACCCUCCUGCCUCUGCCCUGGAUCUACCCGCCUGAGAUUAACCCGCUGCGUACCCGCACGGUCGGUGCCGCGGCUUCGACCUGCACCAACUGGAUCUGCAACUUUGCUGUGGUCAUGUUCACCCCGCUGUUUGCGGCCAGCAGCGGCUGGGGCGUGUAUCUUUUCUUUGCCCUGAUCAACCUGAUCGGCGUCCCGUUCGGCUGGUUCUUCUUCGUGGAAACCGCCGGCCGCGAGCUCGAAGAGAUCGAUAUCGUCUACGCCAAGGCGCAUGUCGAGAAGAAGUGGCCGUUCAUGGUCGCCAAGGACAUGCCGAAGCUCAGCCUCGAGGAGAUCACCCAGCAGUCCCGCGAGCUGGGCUUGGAUUUGAACGAUUCUUCGCCGCCGGACCAGAACGAGUCCGGCCUCAGCAGUGACAAUGACCAGAGUGUCGCCGAGAAGCAGUAG
Molecule: messenger RNA, 1620 nt
Organism: Aspergillus terreus NIH2624
Lineage: Eukaryota; Fungi; Ascomycota; Eurotiomycetes; Eurotiales; Aspergillaceae
Product: sugar transporter STL1
Exons: 1
Coding region: 1-1620 (539 amino acids)
Biological process (GO): carbohydrate transport; transmembrane transport
Cellular component (GO): membrane
Molecular function (GO): carbohydrate:proton symporter activity
Source: RefSeq, a predicted model, not a curated record